AUGGCGGUCUCGAUGAUUCAGUUAAUAGGAUUCAUGUUGUCUGGGCUGGGGCAGUUCUUAAUAUCAGCUGCAACAGCAAUGGACAUGUGGAGCCUGCAGGAUCGAUCUUUUACAGUUGUGACCAACAUUUACACAUACUCUGGUUUGUGGAACGUGUGCGUGGGGACGUCAUACGGUACAACGCAGUGCAGGCCUUAUUUUACCAUACUAGGACUGCCAGCUCUGCUCCAGGCCGUGCGGGCUCUGAUGAUUGUUGGAAUCAUUCUUGGAGCCAUCGGCGUCGUCAUCGCCAUAUUUGCCCUGAAGUGCUUGAAGAUUGGGAACAUGGAGGACAGCAUCAAGGCCACGAUGACUCUGACGGCUGGGGUCAUGAUCAUUCUGGCAGGAGUGUGUGGCAUUGCUGGGGUGUCUGCCUUCGCUAACUUGAUUGUGCAAAGCUUCCGGUUCACCACAUAUUCCGAUGGCGGCUAUGGUGGUGGUGGCGGGGGGGGUCUUGGUGGACUCUCAGGAAAUCUGACUCCGAGGUACACUUUUGGCCCCGCUCUGUUCGUGGGCUGGAUCGGGGCGGCUGUCCUCUUCAUCGGGGGCAUCAUGCUGUGUCUGGCCUGCCGUGGAAUGACUUCAGAGACGACCCAGCGGUAUGAUGGGAUGGCCUACAAAGCGCCCUCUCACCCCACGAUCUACAGGUCUGACACCAGACCCUCGUACAAGGCUCCCAGCGUGGACGGGAGGUCCAACCAGAGAUUUGACUACGUGUAA
Messenger RNA from Gymnodraco acuticeps, 759 nucleotides. RefSeq names its product claudin-18-like. The coding region runs from base 1 to 759 and encodes 252 amino acids. The record is from RefSeq and is a predicted model, not a curated record. Gene Ontology annotation, biological process: cell adhesion; bicellular tight junction assembly. Lineage: Eukaryota; Metazoa; Chordata; Actinopteri; Perciformes; Bathydraconidae. Gene Ontology annotation, molecular function: structural molecule activity. Gene Ontology annotation, cellular component: plasma membrane; bicellular tight junction. The transcript has 5 exons.